AUGAGUGUGGGCGGGUCCCACCGUCAGAGUGUUGCGUCAGCGUCGGAGGAAGACGGCCAUCAUCGUAGAAACAUGCCUACCUUCGGGAACGGCUUCGGCAACGGCAAGAUCCAAACUCGGCGAAGACCGCGUGCCCGUUUCGUGAACAAGACCGGCCAGUGCAAUGUGAGCUUUGCUCACAUGGACGACCAAUCACAACGUUACCUGGCCGACAUCUUCACCACCUUCGUGGACAUUCGUUGGCGCUGGAUGUUUGUGCUUUUUUCCCUCGCGUUCAUUCUGUCCUGGCUAGCGUUUGGCAUGGCGUUCUGGGUCAUAGCCCUUCUCCACGGCGAUCUGGAAAAACCUUCGCCCGAAGAUUUCACGCCUUGCGUCAUGCAGGUCAAUAGUUUUGUGGCAGCUUUCUUGUUCUCCAUUGAGACGCAAACCACCAUCGGCUACGGUUUCCGCUGCGUGACGGAGGAGUGCCCUCUGGCCGUGUUCAUGGUAGUCCUGCAGUCCAUCAUGGGCUGCGUCAUCGACGCUUUCAUGAUCGGCGCCAUCAUGGCCAAGAUGGCCCGGCCCAAGAAACGCGCAGAGACGCUGCUGUUCUCACACAACGCUGUCAUUUCGAUGCGUGACGGGAAGCUGUGUCUGAUGUGGCGCGUGGGAAACCUGCGGAAGAGCCACAUCGUGGAGGCCCACGUGCGGGCAAUGCUCGUAAAGCCUCGCGUUACAGAGGAAGGGGAAUACAUCCCGCUCGACCAGAUCGACAUCAACGUAGGCUACGACAAAGGCACCGACCGGAUCUUCCUCGUCUCGCCUCUGACCAUCCUUCACGAGAUCGACGAGGAGAGCCCGCUGUUUGGGAUAAGCAAGCAAGAUCUGGAGACCGCCGACUUCGAGAUCAUUGUCAUCCUGGAAGGUAUAGUGGAGGCGACUUCCAUGACUGCCCAGGUUCGCAGCUCUUACUUAGCCACCGAGAUCUUGUGGGGUCAUCGUUUCGAGCCCGUCGUGUUUGAGGAGAAGAACCAGUACAAGGUGGACUAUUCGUACUUCCACAAGACCUACGAGGUGCCCUCCACACCUCGUUGCAGUGCCAAGGACAUGGAGGAAAAUAAGUUCCUGGAGACCAGCGCCAAUGCCUUCUGUUACGAGAACGAGUUGGCUUUCAUCAGCCACGAGGAAGAGGAGGAGGAGCAAGAGGAGGGCAGGGAGGAGAGAGGCGCGGAGCUGGAGACCCUCUCGAUGAGCCUGCCGUUCGACCAGAGGUCGUUUCAUAGAGAAUCGGAGAUAUAA
Messenger RNA from Chanos chanos (milkfish), 1278 nucleotides. RefSeq names its product potassium inwardly rectifying channel subfamily J member 12b (gene kcnj12b). Gene Ontology annotation, molecular function: inward rectifier potassium channel activity. Gene Ontology annotation, biological process: potassium ion import across plasma membrane; regulation of monoatomic ion transmembrane transport. The transcript has a single exon. The record is from RefSeq and is a predicted model, not a curated record. Gene Ontology annotation, cellular component: plasma membrane. NCBI's taxonomy places the organism in Eukaryota, Metazoa, Chordata, Actinopteri, Gonorynchiformes, Chanidae. Bases 1 to 1278 code for a protein of 425 amino acids.